UUUUUUUCAAUUUAGCGUAUUUUUAUUUGUUUAAAAAGAGAAGAGAAAAAACAAGAAGAUUGAGCUUAUUUAUUUACAUAUUUCUGUGUCAUUUCUUUGGAUUCCAUCUUAAAGAGGGUUUUUAAUUCAUCACUCUGCGUUUAUAAUAUCCUGUUCUGAAUAUAAUAGAACAAUUUUAACUCCAGAAGUUCCUAUGAACCCCAGUACGAAAAGCGCGAUCAAAGAAAUCGCUGUUUAUGCUUUGGCUUUCGGCUGUUCUUGGUAUGCAGCUCGUAAGCUUCUUUCUUCGUUAGAUCCUUACCGACAAAAACGACAAGACACUGUUUCAAAGAGUCGCAAGAAAUUGGAUAACUGGGCAGAAGAACAUGUCCGAGAAAUUGAGACAGUUGAAUUGGAUGAGUACGAACAAAUGGUGGCGUCUCAGCUAGUCUUGCCGAGUGAAAUUAAUGUAGCUUUUGACGACAUUGCUGGGAUGGACGAGCAUGUGAAUCAUCUUUUCCAAGACGUACUGUUUCCACUAAAAUAUCCAGAAGUUUUUAAUACACAUGGCGACCUUUUAUCGUCUCCCAAGGGUCUCCUAUUGUACGGACCACCAGGCUGUGGUAAAACCAUGUUGGCAAAGGCCUUGGCAAAACAAAGCAAUGCUACAUUCAUCAACGUGAGUGUAGGCCUUCUAACCGACAAAUGGUUUGGAGAGUCGAAUAAGCUUGUGGAUGCAUUAUUUUCACUUGCUAGAAAGUUAGAACCCUCUAUAAUCUUCAUCGACGAAAUUGAUUCCUUUUUACGGCAACGACAGCGUACCGACCAUGAAGCCAUGGCUCAAAUUAAGGCUGAGUUUAUGUCCAUGUGGGAUGGUCUUUUAACAGGUGAUACUAGAGUCCUGGUGCUAGGUGCUACGAACCGCCCUGGAGACAUUGAUGAAGCGAUUCGUCGUCGAAUGCCAAAGGUUUACUCCAUCCCAUUACCCACAGCUAGUCAGCGAAGAAAGAUCUUGGACUUAUAUCUCAAAAGUGUAAAGUUGGAUGAAAACUUUGACUGGAAUGCUGUUGUUGCUUCUACGGCAGGCCUGUCGGGCUCUUACAUCAAAGAAGCAUGCCGUUCCGCUUUGUCUGUUCCUCGACGGGAACUGUUUGCUACUUUUGGAAAUGACUUAGAUAGAAUCAAAACAGAAAUUGACAACGGGGGACUGCGGCCUUUAAAAACAGAAGAUUUCAUUGCUCAUAAUUCUCUAGAAGGGUUGUCAAUAGACGUUGAAUAAGCUCUAGACAAUAAUAUCGCUGCAUGUUUGAAUUUCAUAAUUACCAUGGAUUAGUAUCGACUACUACAUACAAUUAUAUACACAUCCAGCAGCAACAAAACGGCUACUGCAUACAAAUGUUUUUAAUGCUUACAAAAAACUUUCUAUAGCAUACAAAGGUACAACUUUUUUACAGACUUUUUAAAAAUACAAAUCAAAAACACU
Schizosaccharomyces cryophilus OY26 is the source of this 1462-nucleotide messenger RNA. Its product is annotated as outer membrane ATPase Msp1. Gene Ontology annotation, molecular function: ATP binding; ATP hydrolysis activity. The transcript has a single exon. The coding region runs from base 194 to 1258 and encodes 354 amino acids. The record is from RefSeq and is a predicted model, not a curated record. NCBI's taxonomy places the organism in Eukaryota, Fungi, Ascomycota, Schizosaccharomycetes, Schizosaccharomycetales, Schizosaccharomycetaceae. Gene Ontology annotation, cellular component: mitochondrial outer membrane.